AUGGAUCGUAAUUAUUGGAUGUACAAAAUUGGGCGUCUUCACCCAACAUAUUUGAGCGGUGUGACAAGUUUUCUUAAGAUUGCUGAAGAUGAUCGUGUGAAAAAAGGAAAUGAAUCAAUUCCGUGUCCUUGUAUGGAAUGCAAAAAUUUUAUCAAAUUGAAGGAAAUAAAAGAAAUCCAAAAUCAUUUGAUUAAAAAUGGUUUCAUGUAUAAUUAUACUUGUUGGUCAAAACAUGGGGAGUCACUUGCUAAUCGUAGCACAACAUCGACUAGUUCUGUCGGUAACAAUGAUGAGAACAGUGAACCGUACAUUAGUGAUGAUGACAAUGUAAAUGAUGAUAAUGACAAUUUAAAUGAUAAUAAUGAUAAUUUAAAGGACAUGCUCGACGACUUGGAAACUAAUAUUGGUGACGAUGAUCAAGAAAAACUACAACAAAUAUUUGCUGAUUCGGAAAAACCGUUAUAUCCCGGUUGUGAGAAGUUUUAUAAACUUGAUGCUGUGUUAAAACUGUUAAAUUUAAAGGCGAACUACGGAUGGAGCGAUAAGAGUUUUACAAGUCUAUUGGUGCUCUUGCAUGACAUGCUUCCCAAAGACAAUGAAUUACCGGUAUCCUUAUACCAAGCUAAAAAAAUGACGUGUCCAAUGGGAUUAGAAGUUAAAAGAAUACAUGCGUGUCCGAAUGAUUGCAUAUUAUAUAUAAAUGAGUUUGAAAAAAGUCAUACAUGUGUUAGAUGUUUGGCAUCGAGGUACAAGCGGGAAAAGGAAAGUGAUGAAUAUGAUGAUGAUGUGACAAAAAAUGGACCACCAGCUAAAUUAUUGUGGUAUUUUCCUAUCGUACCAAGACUAAAACGUUUAUUUGCUAACGCUAAAGAAUCAAAAUUAUUGCGUUGGCAUUCUGAUGAGCGUAAAAAUGAUGGAAAGUUAAGACAUGUGGCGGAUUCACCCCAGUGGAGAAAUAUUGAUUAUAAAUUUCCAGAUUUUGGUGAAGAGAUUAGAAAUAUACGAUUUGGUCUUAGUUCAGACGGGAUGAAUCCUUUUAGAACCAUGAGUAGUUGUCGUAGUACUUGGCCAGUUCUUCUAUGCAUCUACAAUCUUCCGCCAUGGUUAUGCAUGAAACGAAAAUACAUAAUGAUGUCAUUGUUAAUUCAGGGUCCAAAACAACCUGGUAAUGAUAUUGAUGUUUAUUUAUCUCCUUUGAUUGAUGAAAUGAAAACACUAUGGAGUACCGGUGUAAACGUUUAUGAUGCUUAUAAAAAGGAGAACUUUACGCUGAGAGCCAUGAUUUUUUGCACUAUAAGUGAUUUUCCUGCAUACGGCAAUUUGUCAGGGUAUAGCACGAAAGGUAAACGAGUUUGUCCUAUAUGUGAAGACGAAACACGUUCAAUAUGGUUAAACAAUUGCAAAAAAACAGUAUAUAUGGGACAUCGACGAUUUCUUCCGAAUAAUCAUCGUUAUCGAAGACAAACGAAAGAGUUUGAUGGAACGAUAGAGCUUGGAAGGGUUAGGAGAGAUUUUGAUGCAUAUUCACGAGUUAAAGAUAUAAAUACCGUGUUGGGAAAAAGAAAUCGUGCUAAGAACGGAAAAAAAAAUCGUGCUGAGAAGAGAAAAAGAAAUCGUGCUGCGAAGGGAAAAAGAAAUGGUGCUGAGAAAACAAGCAUUUGGAAAAAGAGGUCAAUUUUUUGGGAUUUACCUUACUGGAAAUGUUUGGAAGUUCGACAUUGCCUAGACGUUAUGCAUAUUGAAAAAAAUGUAUGUGAUAGCUUGUUGGGAUUAUUAUUAAACAUUCCCGGAAAAACUAAAGAUGGUAUUAACGUCCGUAAGGACAUGGAAGAAAUGGGGAUACGUAAAGAGCUUGCCCCUAUUGAGAGAGGCAAUCGUAUCUAUCUGCCACCUGCAUGUUAUACUAUGUCUAAUUCAGAAAAAAUAAAGUUUUGUGAAUGUUUGCACGCUAUUAAGGUCCCAUCUAGCUAUUCUGCAAACAUUAAAAGCUUGGUGUCAAUGAAAGACUGUAAACUGCUUGGAAUGAAGUCUCAUGACUGUCAUGUUUUAAUGACACAUAUGAUCCCAAUUGCAAUUCGUGGAUUGUUGCCAGAGAACAUCCGACAUACAAUUACAAAGCUUUGUUUGUUUUUUAACAACAUUCACUCAAAGGUUAUUGAUGCCGAAGUCUUGGAUGGAUGGCAAAAGGAUAUUAUCAUUACCCUUUGUGAACUAGAGAUGUAUUUUCCACCAUCCUUUUUUGAUAUAAUGGUUCACCUAGUAUCUCAUAUCGUACAAGAGAUUAAGGCUUGUGGUCCUGUAUUCCUGCGAUACAUGUACCCUUUUGAAAGAUAUAUGGGUUACUUAAAAGGUUUUGUAAGAAAUUAUAAUCGACCUGAGGGCAGUAUUGUUGAAGGAUAUAUUUCUGCAGAGGCGGCUGGGUUCUGUACAGGUUAUUUGGAAGGUGUCAAAAGUAUUGGUGUUCCUAAAACUCGUCAUUCGGGUCGACUUACAGGUUUAGGAGUAGCUGGAGAGCAACUAAUAACUCCAGGAUAUGAGAAUCUAGAACUUGCACAUUUUGUUGUUCUACAACAUAUGACAUGCUUUGCUUCGUAUAUUGAGGAACACAUGGAAAUAUUACGGUUGUCACAUUUGAACAAGACAGAGAAAUGGUAUAAAACGAAACAUAACGAGCAGUUUUCUGAAUGGAUGAAGAACAAGGUGGCAGAAACUUGCGGUCAACCGAAUGCUGAUAAAACCGUGGAGAAGUUAGGGAAGGGGCCUGAUUUUAGAGUAAAAUCAUACCAAGUGUAUGAUAUUAACGGGUAUACAUUUCACACUAAAAAGCAAGAUGACAAAAGUGCAACGCAAAAUAGCGGAGUUACAUUGAUAGCCUCAACUACAGAAUUCGAUAGAGAGAACCAUGAUAGAAGAAUCGCCAUAGACUCUUAUUACGGUGUCAUAGAAGAAAUUUGGGAGUUAAUAUAUGAUGAUAUCAUUAUACCUUUGUUCAAAUGUAAGUGGGUCAAGAAUAGUACAGGUGUUAAAGUUGACGAAUAUGGUUUUACUCUUGUCGACCUUACAACGGAUGCGUAUAAAUCAGAACCAUUCAUUCUCGCAAAUCAAGCCACACAAGUUUUUUAUGUCAAUGACCUGAGCAAACCAAGAUAUCACAUAGUAUUGCAAGGUAAACGACGUAUUCUUGGUGUUGAUAAUGUUGACGACGAGGAAGAAUACAACCAGUUUGACGAGCAACCACCAUUUUCUGUCGGCAUUCAAUCAAUAAACAACUCUUCAACUGAAGGCACCACAUACUUACGAUCUGACCAUGACGAUGGAAUAUAUGUUAAAUAA
This is a messenger RNA of Helianthus annuus (common sunflower), 3333 nucleotides long. RefSeq lists its product as uncharacterized. The record is from RefSeq and is a predicted model, not a curated record. Lineage: Eukaryota; Viridiplantae; Streptophyta; Magnoliopsida; Asterales; Asteraceae. Bases 1 to 3333 code for a protein of 1110 amino acids. The transcript has 2 exons.